GGGUACAGUCGGGGACACUUCCGCUCCAGGAAGGCGAGGUCGGGGCCGAGAUUGUUGGCAGGGAGCUUUGCCUUCCCAGAACUCUGCCCUUCCCCAAAAGGAAAAGGAGAAAAAAAUGACCAAAUUCCAGGAGGCGGUGACGUUCAAGGACGUGGCUGUGGUCUUCACGGAGGAGGAGCUGGGGCUGCUGGACCCCGCCCAGAGGAAGCUGUACCGAGAAGUGAUGCUGGAGAACUUCUGGAACCUGGUCUCUGUGGGGCACUCAUCCUCCAAACCAGAUGUGAUAUCCCAGUUGGAGAGAGAGGAAAAGCUUUGCAUGAAGGAGAUCCACACCCAAAGGGGUGGGCACUCGGGAGGCAGGAAUCAAAACGAGAAGGAGACUCUUCACGAAGCAGGAGUAAGGUGCCUUUCAUUGGGAGAGUUUUCAUGUUGGCAAAUCAAGAGACAUAUCGUGAGCAAAUUCACCAAAGAUCAAGACUCCAAGAUAAAUAUUCAAGGAAAGAGUUCUGAGUUCCCCGAACAGUGUGAUUCCCCCUGUCAAGUGGGAGCAGGAAUAUGUAUUCAGGCUUCCGUGGAAGACAGCUGUAUAAUCAACCUUAUAGAGGAUCAUUCCAGUAUUCUUGAAAAUCAAGAAUUUCUGGCUGGGAGAGUUCAGAAUUCUUGGAGUAAAAUAUAUCUCAGCGAAACACAGAAUUACCAGAGAAGUUGUAAGCAGACUCAGAUGAAAAACCAAUUGUGUAUAUUUGCUCCAUACGUUAACAUCUUUAGUUGUAUCUCACACCACAAUGAUGGCGAUAAACCUCACAACGAAGACUGCGGUAAAGACAUCUUAAAGGUGUCCCCUCUGGUCCAGCAGACCUACCACUGUCGUCAGUGUGAGAAAGCAUUCAACGAUGGCCCCAGUCUUGAACUUCAUCAGCAGGUACACUCGAGAAAGAAGUCCUCCGAGUACAGUGCACACGAGAAGGACGCCCGCUAUAGCUCAGCUCUGCCCAUUCCACAAAGUGUUUACACAGGAAAAAAACGCUAUUGGUGUCACGAGUGUGGGAAGGGUUUCAGCCAGAGCUCAAACCUGCAGACUCAUCAGAGAGUGCACACAGGGGAGAAGCCCUAUUCGUGCCUUGAGUGUGGGAAGAGCUUUAACCAGACCUCCCAUCUUUACGCCCAUUUGCCUAUUCACACAGGAGAGAAGCCCUACAGAUGUGAAAGUUGUGGGAAGGGCUUCAGUCGUAGCACAGAUCUUAACAUUCACUGCAGAGUCCACACUGGAGAGAAACCUUACAAAUGUGAGGUGUGCGGGAAGGGCUUCACCCAGAGAUCACAUCUGCAGGCCCACGAGAGAAUCCACACCGGAGAGAAACCAUAUAAGUGUGGAGACUGUGGUAAACGCUUUAGUUGUAGCUCAAAUCUCCAUACCCACCAGAGAGUCCACACGGAAGAGAAACCGUAUAAGUGUGAUGAGUGUGGAAAGUGCUUCAGCUUGAGCUUUAACCUUCACAGCCAUCAACGGGUCCACACGGGAGAGAAACCAUAUAAAUGCGAAGAGUGUGGGAAGGGUUUUAGUUCAGCCUCAAGUUUCCAGAGCCAUCAAAGGGUUCACACGGGGGAGAAACCAUUUCGCUGCAACGUGUGUGGUAAAGGCUUCAGUCAGAGUUCCUAUUUUCAAGCCCAUCAGAGAGUCCACACUGGAGAAAAACCAUACAAAUGUGAGGUGUGUGGGAAGCGCUUCAAUUGGAGCUUGAAUCUUCACAAUCAUCAGAGGGUCCACACAGGAGAGAAACCUUAUAAAUGUGAAGAGUGUGGAAAGGGCUUCAGUCAGGCCUCCAAUCUUCAAGCUCAUCAGAGUGUCCACACUGGGGAGAAACCAUUCAAGUGUGAUGCGUGCCAGAAGCGAUUCAGUCAGGCCUCCCAUCUUCAAGCCCAUCAGAGAGUCCACACGGGAGAGAAGCCAUAUAAAUGCGAUACAUGUGGCAAGGCCUUCAGCCAGAGGUCAAAUCUUCAAGUCCAUCAGAUCAUUCACACUGGAGAGAAACCGUUUAAAUGUGAGGAGUGUGGGAAAGAAUUUAGUUGGAGUGCUGGGCUCAGUGCUCAUCAGAGGGUCCACACAGGAGAGAAACCUUAUACAUGUCAGCAGUGUGGUAAAGGCUUCAGUCAGGCCUCCCAUUUUCACACACAUCAGAGGGUCCACACUGGAGAAAGGCCAUACAUAUGUGAUGUCUGUUGUAAAGGCUUCAGCCAGAGAUCACAUCUUGUGUACCAUCAGAGAGUCCACACUGGAGGAAAUCUGUAGAAAUGUGAGGUGUGGGGGGUGGCCUUCGGUCAGAGUUCACAUCUUCAUCUCCAUUGGAAAAUCGGCGCUAGUAAUUGUAGAACGGUUCCUUCAGAACUCAGAAGCCUCAAGGAAUCUUCACAUGCAAGCAGCUCUGUGAAGUGCUCUCUUUUAAGGACAGCUGGGUGCUGAAUUCUUUGCGAAUCGGAUUUCACAGACGAGAGAAAACCUUUUCCAUAAAUACGGCCAGUGUUUGUGCCAGCAUUCUGAAUGUCCCAAUUUUUCGAGAUGCAACAUAAAAGCACUUCAAAAUUCACCCCAGUCUACCCAGGAAAAAGGCCUUAUAAAUGAAGAUUAGGGGCAGGACUUUAACAAAAGUAUAGUGAUGGACAAGUAAAAUUAAUGUCAGUGGCAGUGUAACCUCCGUGUAGGGAGGGAUGUUUUUCACUACUUUAUCUCUACUGUGUAGAAAAGUGCGCUUGGCUCAUAAGAGAUGCCCAGCAAUUACCGGACAAAGUGGAGAAAAUCUAUCAUUAGGACAGAUACAGUAAAACCUUGGUUUUAUGUGUGCCAUACAUGAGCAUAAUUCAUUCCAGAAACAUGCUUAAUCCAAAGCAGUUGUAUACCUAAGCCAAUUUCGUCAUAAGAAAUAACUCGGAUGAUUUGUUCCACAACCCAGAAAUAUUCGGAUAAAAAUGAUUACAAUACUGUAAUAUAAUAUAAAAUCAUAAAAUAUAAGGAAAAAUAAAUUAACCUGCACUUACCUUUGAAAACCUUAGUGGCUGGUGUGAGGGAGACAAGAGAAAGGAGGGUUACUGUGUAGGAUGACGGUCACUGUCACUAACGGAAUCACUGCUAUCUAUUGGUUCAAUGGACUCUUCUUCUGCACAGGGCCCUUGUAUGUGGUCGCACGGAUGUUGGCUACAGUACAGUAUUAAUAAACUCUUGUCAUAUACUGUAUUUAAUGUAACUGGCAAGAAGGCAGCAGAGGAAAGGGUCUCAAUCUGUAGGCAGCCUGACCUAGAAUGAAGCAAAGCCUUCUUAAGCUUACUCUUGUAUGGAAAAGCAAAGGACUGUCCAUAGGUGCUUUGAAGUGACAAAAAUACACUAGUGCCUGUUGUGGGUACCUUCCAACGUUCUGAAAAAUCACUGAUUUCUGCCGAACACCACAGCCUGAGACUGAGCAUCUGAGCAUGUGAAUCCUUCAGUGAGAGAGAGAGAACCAUUGGCUCACUUGUGAUCACGUGACAUUGGGCGUCACAUACGACUCGUAUUGCAAGACAUCCCUCGUCUAUCAAGUUAAAACAUAUUAGAAAUGUUUGCCUGUCUUGUGGAACAUUUGCAGAACAAGAUACUCGCAGUCCAAGGUUUUACUGUAUUUGAAAAUUCUACUCCCCUACCCUGAAUUCAUAAUAACAUACUUCAAAGGAAUCCUGCAAGUAGCCUUAAUGAGAUUAAUUUCAGGAGAUACUCAAGUACAGAAAAUUACAUAAUACUGCCAUCCAUAAUAAUGCAAAUUGGGAUGGCACUGGUGAAUGGCCCCCAUCCCCAAUCUGGCCCUGGUUCUUUGUAGUGUGUCAGCCCUGUUGUACAGUGUAAUAUUUAAUGUUAUUAAUUUGUAUUUUAUAGACUGAAAAAUACUGUUUUUAAGCAAUCUAAUAACAUGAUACAAUUUAUAUGCUUGGGAAUUUUGGACCCUAAUCCAUUAAGGUAGAUUUCACUGUUAACUCUUUAAAAGUGUUGAGUAGUUACUAAUGACAAAAAGUUUUUUAGUAAACUUGAAUUGUUAAGAAUUGGUUUCUUCUCCUUUUUCCAUUUAGGCUUAGGUCAGCUUGCCUUCUCUGUGCAUAAGUCCCCCAUCCAGACCUCUGUAGGCAGGGGCUUUAGCAGAUUUCAAGUACAUUAAUUUUGUCACACCCCGCCCCCCACCAAAGGGAGUGUGGAGCAAGAAACCUGUUGAAUUUUAUUGAAAUUUCAUUAAAUGUAACAAUUUAGAUGGAUUACCAUUUGCACAGCAUUCAGUGCCUCUUGUUAGGAGCGAACACCAUUAGCUGGUCAAUAUAUAUCAUAAUACCCUUUGACCUGGCAAUCAUAGCACUAGAGGCUUUGCUUAAAAGAUUAUAGGAAAAGUGGGAGUGGACACAGGAUGCUUAUACUUAAUUUUAUAAAAAAAAAAAAUGCUUAGCAAAAUAUUGGAGUAAAUAUGUUCUAAUGAUAUACAACUGCAAAAAAAAGAUAACGACCUUGAUCUAUAAUGGCAGGUAGAGAACCAUCUUUCCUGAGAAAACUAGGUUAGCGCCCUCCCAGUAUGUGUGGACCAACAAAUAUGUAUACCUACAGAUGUGCUUAUGGAUGGCUUUAUCUCACCAUAUGUCACGGGAACCUGUUUACAGAGAUGCAUGAAAGGAUGUUCAUUGUUUCAUUAUUGGUUAUAGCACAGUUUGCAUUCAUCAGGUGGGUUGACAAAACAGUUUAUGGUUUAUCUAUUCAGUGCAAUACUAUGCAAAAUCACAUGAAAAAUAAACUUAUGGUUACUAACACUGGUAAAUACCCAGGAUAUGCAAAUAAGAGUGGCCAGAGUUUUGUAGGAGAUAGAUGCAUGUCAAUCUGUUAUGUCCCCUUUAAAAGUAAUCAGAUCAUAUUCAUACCUCUAGAUAUACUGUGCUAUGUAUGUGGAAUAUUCUCAUGUAUACGUAUGAUACAAUUACCUUUAAAAGGGGGGUAUUAGAGUAAAAUUUUAACUUGUUUUGAGAGCAUUUUAAAGCCUUUAUUUUCAGCGUAUUCUAAACAUUCAGAAAAGAUGCAAGAACAGAAUUCCCAUAUAUCCUUAGGUUAUCCACUGUGAUUACAGACCAACCAGAUCAUUCAACUGUAUAAUACCUGAGUUGAGAGGACCCACACAGCUUUGGUUCCUUGGGCAUGUCUUUCCAUCUCUGUGGUCGCAGAGCCACUUCAUACUGACUGGACACUACGUGGAGCCUCAGAGUAUCCUAACAAAAAUCAGCAGAAGUACUAUGGCCUCGUCUAAUCUACCCUCAGAAGUUACAGUGUUAAUUCGAGGAGGCAGUUACAAAAACCCAUCCAGGAUCAAAAAGAGAGGGAGCACGGACUCCACCUUUUGAUAAGAGGAGCGUCAAGGAAUUUGCAAACGUGUCUUAAGAUUACCAUACUUGGUUAUAAUGUUUUCUAAUCUACAGCGUAUUCAAAUUCCACAGUUGUCCCAUAAUAUGUUUAUAACAGUUUUUUUUUUUUUUUUUCUCUAUUCCAGGAUCUAAUCUUAAGACAGGUCAUUAUGUUGUCCUGUUCCUUUAAUCUUUAAAUCUGGAUCAGCUCCACGGUAUUUCUCUUUCAUGAAAUCAGUACCUCUGAAAAGUAUGGGCUAUUUUGUAGACUAUCCCUAAAUUUUGGUGUGAUUUCUCAUGACUAGAUUCAAAGCAGUGUGGCAAGCAUGUUCCAUGAAUGACACAUACUUCUCAGUGCAUUAAACCAGGAAACAUAUUUAUCAGUGAUCCUAGUUUUGAUCAUUUGAAUAAACUGACAACUUCAAGGUUUCUCCACUGUAAAAUUGUUUUGCCUUUGAUAUUAAUAACUAGUUUGUGGGGAGAUUUUUGUGUAACAACUACCUUAUUACAAUCUUUCACCUGCUAGUUUUAUUGUUGAUAUCUUUGGUCUGAAUCAGUUAUUACUGCGAUGAUUGCAAAGCGAUGGCUUUCUUGCUCCGUCAUUCCUCCUGUAUUUAGCAAUUGGCAUUCCAUCAUUACAGGAGCUUUCCCUUCUCCCCUGUGUCUCUUUUCUAUCUGUAUGUAUCAUCAAUAUGAACACUUGAUUUCUGGUCUAAUAGCAUUUUGGGUUUAUCUUGUAUACUGCCUGCUGCAGCCACAGAUUCUACAAAGACCUGAUUCCUUUGAGUGGAAUGGUACUUAGAAACCAAGAUCUGCGUGCUAUGUGUUAUCAUUAUUGGGGUAUCAGUCCUUCCUGUAUAUGUAUGUAUGUGAAAAAUGAAGAUACCUUCAACUUCAAAUAAGUAUGUCUAGUCUGUCCCUAUUCCAUAUUAACUUCUUUUGCAAUAGUCGGAAAUCAGUUCCCAUGAUCAUCAAUCUGUUUACUGAUUAUUCAAUCCUUUAAUACACAGCAAGUAGUUUUGAGUUGCUAAACAAUAGCAUUGUGGGGGUAACUGGGUAGCUCGGUCAGUUGAGCAUCCAACUCUUGAUUUCAGUUCAGGUCAUGAUCCUACGGUCAUGGGGUCAUGCCCUGCAUGAGGCUCUAAGCUGAGCGUGGAGCCUGCUUAAGAUUCUCUCUCUCUGUCCUUCUCCCCCACUCGUGUGUGCUCUCUCUCAAAAAAUAAAUAAAACAAUAGCAUUGCAAAAAAUAAACCUGGCUGUGUUCAGGACUUUACAAGAAUUUUUCUCUUUAAACCAAGUAUAUAAAGUACUUUAAAAGUAACUUUGUCUAUUUCUUUUUUGUUUCCAUUCAAUCUAGUUAUAUUAUUCAUUUGAAAUAAAGUUAGAUUCUUUUCUUUAAUGUUUAUAUUCCCUUUCAAGCUCUCCGUAUCUUGUGAUUUACAAAAAUUGGUAAAUGAAUUAAGUUCUGAUGAAACUCUAGUUCCAUAAGUACCCUAAUAUGUUUUUAUUUGUAUUGAUUUCCUUCUAUUUAGACAUAUGGUUAGACAUAUUUAUUAAAGUUUUUUAUUUGCCUCCUUAGAAAUAUACAAUAAGUACUUUUCAUUUUUUCAUGAAAUUAAUCUUUAUAUUAUAUAUUCCUUUGUGUAGAUAGGCCACAGGAAUGGGGAGGUUAAAAUGCAUGGUGGAAAUUGGGUGGAUUCACAGAAGUUUGGUGGUUUACAAAUGGUCAAGUCUUUGUAUUUUCUUUAUAUUUGAAAUAAUCCAGGAUUAAAAUAAAAAAUAUGUGUGUAUAUUUAUGUACACAUAUAAAUAUAAAUCUAUACAUCAAUAUAUGAAAAGAGAACUAGUGAGUAUAGACUUUUAGGGUCAGAGAAAGUUUACCAAACUCUGCAGUUGAUGUGCAGUUGUAGUUGCUCUGAGACUUGGACAAUUUACUGGAAAAAAGCUGCCUGUUGAUGAGGCAUUCUUAAUAACUACCAUGAAACUUCAAUGAAGAAAGUUGUCCCCGACCAAGGAUUCUAACUCUUCCAAAUUGUCUCUUUUCUCUCACAUUCCUUGUACUAGUUACUAGACUUGGACAUGGGGUAGGUAUCUGUUGUUCAUUUUCCCUUCCAAACCAUUAUCUCCAUCUCCCCUCUGCCCAUUAAUUUGCACAAACUACCCACUGUUCCUUCAUGCAGCUAUCAACCAAUCUUCAUUCUUCUUGUCCCUUGAUUUUAUCUCCAGAACGAGUCCUGUUACCCUGCCACUACUCUUGUCACACUACUUGAAGAUUAUUAUAUCCACUUCCAAAAACCUGGACUCUCAGUUCUUUGACUGCUGUGCCACCAAUGGUCUUGUCUUCCACAUCACCUCAGCCCCUGACUCCAAUGGUAACAUCUUACUUACAAGAAAGUAACCAGAAACCCUCUAUAAUCUCAAACAUUCCAAUCCAAUCACCAACUGUCAUUUUACCAGCCUAUAUCCUCUUUAUUCUCAUUUUAAUAACUUUUAGAACUCACAAGGACCUAAAAUUCAUCACUCCUACUCGCUUUCACUCUCCCACCUUAAUUUCCCCUAUGUGUGGAAAGAAGAUCAGACUUCCCUUAAAUCCCAAUGCCCAAAACUGUGUCUCAUGUCAAUCUCUAACAGCAAGGAAUACUUCAAGAGUGUUUAUGUUUCCCAGUCUAUAGAAAGGCAGGGAAGAGGAAACUGGGUUAGGAAUAUAUGCUAGAUGAAGCAAUCUACAGUUUGUGGUCCAAAUAGGCUGUGACUUAAGUGUGUUUUUGCACACUAGAUCCAACCCCAAUUUAUUAUCUUUCACGUAAGAGUCAUAUUGCAGUUCUAGUGAGAAUAAGGCUAUUAUAGUAAUAAUGCCAACACUCAGGAUUUUUACAAAAUAAUUUCAGGGGUGCCUGGGUGGCUCAGUUGGUUUAACAUCCAACUCAAUUUUGGCUCAGGUCAUGAUCUCACAGUUCAUGGGAUCAAGCCCCACAUCAAGCUUGUGCUGAAAAUGCAGAGCCUGCUUGGUAUUCUCUCCUCCUCUCUGCCCCUCCCCUGCUCGUGCUCUCAAAUAAACUUAAAAAAAAAAUUUAAGACUUUGGAGAUUGAUCAGUUGCUAUAAUUAGUUAUCUGUGCAACAUCUCAUGAAUUA
Messenger RNA from Acinonyx jubatus (cheetah), 8524 nucleotides. It is a transcript of the gene ZNF235, whose product is annotated as zinc finger protein 235. NCBI's taxonomy places the organism in Eukaryota, Metazoa, Chordata, Mammalia, Carnivora, Felidae. The record is from RefSeq and is a predicted model, not a curated record. Bases 116 to 2290 code for a protein of 724 amino acids. Gene Ontology annotation, biological process: regulation of DNA-templated transcription. Gene Ontology annotation, cellular component: nucleus. The transcript is spliced from 5 exons.